Molecule: messenger RNA, 714 nt
Organism: Gryllus bimaculatus (two-spotted cricket)
Lineage: Eukaryota; Metazoa; Arthropoda; Insecta; Orthoptera; Gryllidae
Source: the annotation of a GenBank genome assembly
UUGCGCCCGCGCGAGCCCCCUGCCGCCUGCCCGCAGGUGGAGCAGCCGCUGGCGCUGAGCCGCGCGCAGGCGCCGCUGGACAUCCAGAAGAAGUCGGUGGACUGGUCGGAGUACUUCGGGCUGGACCGGCGCCGCAAGAAGACCGGGCCGGGCGACGACGAGCGCUGGCUCAUGGACCGCUACCGCAACCUGGCGCUGGCCACCGCGGUGCGCAAGCGCGCGCCGGCGCUCGCCCAGGCCGAGGGCGAGGGCGAGGGCCCGCCGCUGGAGGCGCCCCCGCUCGACACGCUAGUUGUUGAUGUUACAAUAGAUGCCAAAUAUGCAGUUGUUGCAGAAGUUAUUCCAGUAGUGAAUGUUGUUCCUGGUGAACACAUUCUUGAGUUUGUUGUUAUUGAAGUUGCUAGUAUAGGCGCGGCGGGCGGCGGCCGCCUGGACGGCGUCGACUCCAAGCUGCGGGGCAUGGAGGACCUGAUCGUGAACGAGGCGGUCAAGUACACGGGCGCGCACGAGGGCGCCACGGACCCGCGGGAGGUGCAGGAGGUGAAGGACAAGAUCCUGGCGCGCCUCGCCGCCGCCUACAGCCUGGAGAAGAUGCGACUGGCGCUGCGCGAGUUCAAGUCCAGCCUGCAGGCGCAGAAGAUGUCCAGGUGCGAGACCGGCCACACUUGUACUUCCUUCAUUGAUCGAUUUGGUACACAGUAUGGAUGUCGCUAA